This is a messenger RNA of Amoebophrya sp. A25, 4051 nucleotides long. The record is from the annotation of a GenBank genome assembly. NCBI's taxonomy places the organism in Eukaryota, Dinophyceae, Syndiniales, Amoebophryaceae.
AUGAACAAAGAAAUGUUGAUGUCAGGACGACCGAUCAUGGAUAUGGCUUCUCCGUCCACCACGCGGAGAAGUGCUUCUGCUGCGCCACGGCGUAGCGACAAUACUACCUCUGCAUCCUCGUCGUCAGUGCCGCGAAGCAGAAGCAACACGAGUAGCGAGGAUAAGAAAGUAGUGGGUCUUGUAAACCCUCGUUUCUUCUGCUUCUACAACUCGCUUCUACAAGUUCUGUAUCACACAGAUGAGUUUAGGGAGUAUUGUGUCGAAGGCUCUGCGCGCACAGAGAUGCAACGAGCGGCUGCGCGAAGCGAGUCCAUCCCAUUGGACGAAAAGCUGGCGAAGAAACUGCAAGUCCAAGAGCGGCUGCGCAAUUCCAACAGGGGUCAGCAGCCAGUAGUGCGUGUGCAGGAGGACUUAGGUCGGAUAUUUGCGGCAAUGUCAAAGACCCGAAACGGUGGAAGUCUCCGGCCGGAUGAUAUUCUCGUUAAGAAACUGUUUCAGGGGAGGAACCAUCACAGGCUCAUGCAAGACUCGCACGAACUCUUCAAUCGGCUUAUGGCGCGGUCACAUGACGAGGUCUGCCCGAAAGCAGAUCGUCGCAGUGAGAUCGAAAAGCACUCGUCAGGGCCCUACAAGUUCUUCGGUGGAUUCCUGCAACAGAGUGUCAUGUGCAGCAGCUGCAAGAAGGUAGUGCUAGAAGAAGUCGUGUGUUGAACAAGUAGUAGUGGUAGUACCAUGACGAAUCGAAAAACUGCGAGUUUGUGAUUCAUCUUUUCUCACUUGACAUUCAAAGUGGAGAUGCAUACUAUGAUUUUGUUCAACUACCUAACGCUUUUCAUUCAAAUCCAAACUUUAUCUACCCCGCAGGCUUCAACGCGCACUGACCCAGUAAUGGAAAUUUCGCUGAGUUUUCCUAUAGAAAACCAAAGAGGAGGAAAUCAGCGCAGUAACAUGUUCAACUUUAGAGGUCAGCAGCAGCACCAAGGCCGUGGCGGUGGCGGCGGUCAAGUGCAUGUCGAGGACUUGCUCCGGCACUACUUCAAAAGAGAGCAAUUGACCGGUGCGAACAAGUACCUUUGCUCUUUCUGCAAAACAAAGCAGAACGCGUCGAAGUUUCAGGAGAUACAUCAAGCGCCACGACGGCUUGUGCUUCACUUGAAACAAUACGACGACUGCGGGCGCAAAGUCAACAAGCGCAUCACUCUUCCCCCGGCCCUUGAGCUAUCUCAAUUUACAACUUCUCCAGACUCUCAGUGCGAAUACCAUCUUUACGCGACAUUGCAUCACUCGGGUGCAACGACACAAGACGGCCACUACUACAGUUUCGCUAAGCUUCCCGAUGGAAGCAAUCGAAAAAAAUGGUAAAAAGAUUAUAUCUCUUUAUGAUGGGCCAGGGCCUGGGCCAGUAUUUAUUCUUGUGUGUAUUCUAGAGAAAGACGGACUCUCCCCUCUGAAGGAGAGAAGUGUUGACUCAGCUCCAACAACAUCUAAAAGCUAUAUGAUGCACGGAAUUUAUAUUUGAAUCUAUCAGGUACUGUUUCGACGAUAGCCAUGUGAGUGAGAGUUCGUAUGAACGUGCAACGAACUUCAACGGUGGUGGUCGUGGCAUGUUUAGUACGAUGACUGGUCCGUAUAUGGCCUUUUACGAGCUAGUGCGAGGCGAGCCGCGCAACCUCCUGAAAGAGGAACGCAAACGCGAGAAGGGCGCUGCUAGCGCCGCUCAGUCGGAGGUGGGGAAUGAACCUAAGUCCAAGAAGAUGAAGAAAAAAGAGGCACGGGAGAAGGAAAUGAUACAGAAAGCUCGACAAGACGCGGCUUCAAGUUCAACAUCUUCUUCGCUCUCCAAGCCUGGCGAAGUAGAAGUUCUCCCGAAACGCAAGUCAGAGAGUACACUAGAAGUUACAACAUCAACAAAUGCUGACUCUUCGCAGCAAGAUGUUUCAUCGUCCGCCUCAGUAGCUACUUCGGCAACGCCCGGGACAAAAAAGAAUAUGCGUGAGCCACCGUCCGAGGUGAAGAUGCCAAGUUUCGAUACUUCUCUAGGUCUAGCGGAAGCUUCACAUCCCUUCCUGAAUCACAAGAAAAAAGUAGUUGAUAGGCCAACCCCAACCACCUCAUCUUCAAGUACUUCAUCUCUUUCGACAAAUGAUGUGCUUGUGCCUGCGCCAACGCCCGUGACCACAUUUGUAACUUGCUCAUCUUCAUCAUCGUCGAGUUAUACUUCCCCCCAGCACGCACAGACAUCCUGCAAUUCCUCUAAACAGGAUGCUCUCACGCCCUCAACAUCAAGUGGGUCAUCGCCGACCGCAUCGCCUUGCUCUGUGACAAGUGCUGAAGAGGUGGCCCUGACGCUGGUGUCACAAGCAAAGGACGUUUUUCCGAAGAGCAACAAGUGCGAGAUGUCAACAUCGGUAUCUAGCUGCACCACGAACACGUCUAAAUCAUCACUCCAGCUUCCUUUGGGUCGUAGCUCAAAUGAUCGAAGUAGUACUACAGGGGCAAAGGUGUCUGUAGUUGCGGCUGCUACAACUUCUAGUAGUGGAGAUGAGCAGCGUUCGUCUUCACCUACCGACACUUCAAAGACUGUCAUCGCAGCUGACGACGAACGAAAAGGAUCAUCUGGGAGGCCGAAGAAAAAGCGAAGGAAGUCAGACCCUCUGCGCGAACUUAGACGGCAACUUGCGGAAGCGCAAGAUACGAAGGACGACGGCGAGUCGGGUGCCGCUGUUCCGCAAGUGAGACCGGAUGCUGUCAUUAUUCCUGUGGAGACCACGACUUCUCCGCUCGAUGAUGCAGCGGCAAAUGAAUUUACAAAAGCGAAACGAAAGAAAAAGAAGAAAUCCCAGAAACGGUCUACCACUGAAACUGGUGGAGAACAAGACCAGAGCAAGGUUAUAGGUGAAGAUGUUGAUGAACUGCGUGAGCCUCCGACCAAGCAGCCUCGUUUGGUAACAGCAAUCGCAAUCUCAACUCCCUGCCCACCUUCGACUUCAUAUUGCUCGGAAGGGACUUCAUCUGCAGAAAUGACGGCACCACAGCAAACUCCCAGUCCUUCUCCCAUAGUAACGGAACAGGAAGAGCAAGUCGAUGCGAAACGCGGCUCAUCUUCGUCGCAUGCAGCAGAACCCAACAUCGACCACAACCUAACCUCUACAACCAUUCCAACAGCAAAGUCAAAAAAAGUGAAAAAGUCCGACAUGGCUUUUCGCAAGCGCAAAAGCGAAAGUUGUGUAACACAGUAUGGCGCAGCUGCCGUUUCCGCUUGGUCUGAUUCUGAAGACGAGAAGGGCCCUCAAAAAGGCAAAAAUCUUUCGUCCCAAUUCAUGGCCGCUCAACGCGCUUUGCAGCCUAAUGUCCAACAGAGGGACGCGCAGGACCUUGAGUAUGACCAGGGCAAGGCCAAGCACAAGGUAAAAAAAGCGGCUUCACAGUCUGAAACGAAUUUCGCGAAAAAUAGCCGGCAAAUGUUCGAUGCUGCCGGCAAAGCGAAGUUCUUUCCCGCAGAUAGUUCGAAUACCGGCAAUGAUCAUGGAUCGGACGGAGGCAAACGUGGUAAAGGUCGGAAGGAUGGCUGGAGCGGCGGCAAAGGCAAAGGACACGGUAAAGGCAAGGGUAAAGAUCAUAAGGGCAAGGGGAAAAAUGGUAAAAAUGGGAAAGGCAAAGGAAAGGGAAAAGGAAAGGCUGGAAAAAAUAUUCACGCUCGGAAGCCGUGGUGAGAAAUGUUCCAUCAAGGGAUGGAUAUCUUUGUCCCGAACAUGCCUAGUAGUAGUACUCACGUCGUAAAAAGUCACCCUAUACACGGAUCCUAUGGAGGUUCCAGUCCUACUUGUAAUGGCACACUUCUGCAAUGACAUCAAUGAGAAUGCCAAUUGAUUUUUUCUCCAUUACAUGUCAUGAUGAAUCCGAUUCAACCCAAAUUCGAAUCUAUUUUUAUGAUUGACAUGGCCAUCGCCAUGGUGCUCGUACUUUUCCCCCUGUGCCAUCAAGGGCUGGGCGAUCGAUAAUUCCAUGCAAGAGUCGUUGCGUUUAUGGAGGGAUGUGAACAAUAUCGUGC